ACGGUGGUGCUGUGUCUGGGCCAAAAUCUCUCAAGCCCCAGCGAUCCCUUCCAGGAACACCCGUUUCUCAUUCACACUACCCAGUCGACCUGCGAACAUCCAUGGAGGAAAAAUACAAAGAGAUAGCGGAGGAGCUGUUCACACGCAGCAUGACUGAGAGCGAGAUGCGAAGCGCUCCCUACGAGUUUCCGGAGGACAGUCCCAUCGAGCAGCUGGAGGAGCGGCGGCACCGCCUGGAGAGGCAGAUCAGUCAGGACAUUAAGCUUGAGCCAGAGAUCUUACUUCGUGCCAAACAGGACUUCUUGAAAAUCGACAGUGCUGCAGACCUAGAGCUGAUGAAGGACCAAAGUGUGGACGUCGUUGAYGUUGGCUUCAAGGAGAGGGAAAUGCCGACAGAGAGAGAGUAUCAGCGAGUGUCCAUAUCUGGAGAAGAAAAAUGUGGAGUGCCCUUCACUGACCUCGUGGACGCAGCCAAGUGUGUGGUGAAGGCUUUAUUAAUCCGGGAGAAGUACAUAAACCGCUCCAUGCAGACGUUCUGUAAAACCACAGCUCACGCUUUACAAGAUCUUGGGACGAAACCCGUGGAUCUGGGAGUCUAUGACGAUGUUCCAGAGACGCCUGUAGACGACGAUGCCCCAGUUCACCCUCCUGUUUCAGAGACGCACCCUUACGACAAUCUGGACCCCAACAACAUGCCAGCAGACACAGGAUAUGGCUGCCAGAUGGUCGGGGGGGUCGUACACGUCUACACCAAGAAGACCAACAUGGACAAAAGCAUGGAGCUGGACCUGCCGUAUCCUGACCUGAAGGAAUAUAUCGCAGACAUGAAUGUGAUGAUGUCYCUUAUUAUUAACGGACCAGUGAAGUCUUUCUGCUACAGACGCCUACAGUAUCUGAACUCCAAGUUUCAGAUGCACAUCCUGCUGAAUGAGAUGAAGGAGCUGGCAGCUCAGAAAAAAGUUCCCCACAGAGACUUCUACAACAUAAGAAAGGUGGACACGCACAUACACGCCUCGUCCUGCAUGAACCAGAAGCAUCUGCUGCGAUUCAUCAAGAGGGCCAUGAAGAAAUACCCCGAGGAGAUCGUUCACGUUGAGCAGGGCCGCGGUCAGACCCUCAAAGACGUCUUCGAGAGCAUGAACCUGACGGCGUACGACCUGAGCGUGGACACGCUCGACAUGCACGCGGACCGAAACACGUUCCAUCGGUUUGAUAAGUUUAACUCCAAAUACAACCCCAUCGGAGAAUCCAUCCUCAGGGAGAUCUUCAUCAAGACAGACAAUUACAUUGAAGGAAAAUACUUUGCACAUAUUGUUAAGGAGGUGAUGGCUGACUUAGAGGAGAGUAAAUAUCAAAACUCAGAGUUACGACUCUCCAUCUAUGGCCGCUCCCGAGACGAGUGGGACAAGCUGGCCCAGUGGGCUGUGGAGCACAAAGUUUACUCUACUAACGUGCGCUGGCUCAUCCAGGUGCCCCGUCUGUUUGAUGUGUACCACACAAAGAAGCAGCUGGCUAAUUUCCAGGAGAUGUUGGAGAAUAUCUUCAUGCCUCUGUUUGAGGUCACCAUCAACCCCCGCAGUCAUCCGGAGCUGCACCUCUUCCUGGAGCACGUGGUGGGCUUCGACAGCGUCGACGACGAGUCCAAACCCGAGCAUCACAUUUUCAGUCUUGACAGUCCGCUGCCACCUGACUGGACCGAAGAGGACAACCCGCCAUACUCGUACUACCUCUACUACACCUAUGUCAACAUGACCGUACUGAACCACCUGCGAAGGCGACGGGGCUUCCACACUUUUGUGCUGCGACCUCACUGUGGUGAAGCCGGACCGAUCCACCACCUGGUGUCAGGUUUCAUGUUGUCAGAAAACAUUUCCCACGGCCUGCUGCUCAGAAAGGCCCCGGUGCUUCAGUAUCUUUACUACCUGGCUCAGGUUGGCAUCGCCAUGUCGCCGCUGAGCAACAACAGCCUCUUCCUGAGUUACCACCGCAACCCGCUGCCCGAGUAUCUGUCCAGAGGUCUCAUGAUCUCUCUGUCCACCGACGACCCCCUUCAGUUCCACUUCACCAAAGAGCCGCUGAUGGAGGAGUACAGCAUUGCAGCUCAGGUGUGGAAACUGAGCUCGUGUGACAUGUGUGAGCUGGCAAGAAACAGUGUCCUCAUGAGUGGGUUUUCUCACAAGGUCAAAAGGUACUGGCUYGGCCCCAGCUAUUAUCACGAGGGUCCCGAGAGCAACGACAUCCACCGCACCAACGUCCCUGACAUCCGUGUGGCGUACCGCUUUGAGACCCUCACCGAGGAGCUCCACCUCAUCACCCACGCCGUGCGCACAGACGAAGAGCUGGACGCCAUCAACGAGGAGGACUCUCUGACCAUGGGUCCCCUUCCUGGACAGCGCUGAGACCUUAGGUCCCCGACCCUUCCCGUCCCGUGAAUCCCUGACCCGCUCAGCGUGACGCUGAGGACACGUAAUGUGAGAGAAACCCUGCUCUUUAAACUCCACCAAGCAUCAGUGUAGAAGUUUGUUGCACUUUUUUUUAGAGCUGUACAUCUAGAAUGUCGAGUUUGUGUUUUAGUUUUGACCUCUACCUUCAAUUAAUUGAAUUUACAGUCAGUGUUUUUGUGAUUAAACAGCAGGAAAACGUGUUUGUAUUCUAGCUUUAUAACGCUAUUACGAACAUUUUCUCAGUGUUUUUAACUUCCACUGUAUAUUUCUGUUGCUUAAUCCGUGCACAUGUUCUCUUUAUACUAGAAAAAAAAGAUUAGAUAAGAUGCAGAUGUGAAACGGUCUGUUAGGAUCAAGGUUAGAGGUUGAACCUGCCUGCACAGCAGCAAACUUUGUCAAGGUUUUGUGUUGUUUUUUAAAGAAUUGCUGCAGCACUGAAUAUUAGCCAUGUUUGAUGCUUGGUGUGGUUUGAGAUGAUUAUUAUUUGCUAAAUUGCACACACAGACUUGCUCUUCUGUGACUCUAAUCAGCCCAGAAAGUAACACACAAAGAGAGAAACUCUAGGAGACAUUCCUGACACGCUUUUCUUUUUAUUUUUUUAGCUGCAUUCGAAAUUAUUCCCWGAAAUAAAUAAUAGUUCGAUGGUUCA
Messenger RNA from Austrofundulus limnaeus, 3093 nucleotides. Its product is annotated as AMP deaminase 2. Gene Ontology annotation, cellular component: cytosol. Lineage: Eukaryota; Metazoa; Chordata; Actinopteri; Cyprinodontiformes; Rivulidae. Gene Ontology annotation, biological process: IMP salvage; AMP metabolic process. Gene Ontology annotation, molecular function: AMP deaminase activity. The record is from RefSeq and is a predicted model, not a curated record.